Manduca sexta (tobacco hornworm) is the source of this 1495-nucleotide messenger RNA. RefSeq names its product zinc finger protein OZF. The coding region runs from base 118 to 1422 and encodes 434 amino acids. The record is from RefSeq and is a predicted model, not a curated record. Gene Ontology annotation, cellular component: nucleus. Gene Ontology annotation, biological process: regulation of transcription by RNA polymerase II. Gene Ontology annotation, molecular function: RNA polymerase II cis-regulatory region sequence-specific DNA binding; DNA-binding transcription activator activity, RNA polymerase II-specific; zinc ion binding. NCBI's taxonomy places the organism in Eukaryota, Metazoa, Arthropoda, Insecta, Lepidoptera, Sphingidae. The transcript is spliced from 7 exons.
CCGACACUGACAUAAGACAUUUGACACGACGUCGUUGUUGGAAUUUACGAAAAGUUGCGUUUUUGUGUUGUUAAAUAUAGAUUUUUUUCAGUUUUACGGGUAAUUUGUGUAAGAACUAUGGAUGUAUGUAGAAUCUGCCUUUCCCCAGACCCAGUUAAAGAUGUGCUUAAGAUACAAACCGAUAAAAAUAUGGAUAACAAAAGUUUUAUAGACAUCAUAAUGUUUUGCUUAGACGUCCAGGUCAGUGAUACAAAAAUAAGUACAAAAAUAUGUUUGAAAUGCUACAGGAAAAUUAUAUCUUUUCAUAAAUUCAAAACUUUAGCUAUGAAAAAUGAUGCAUAUCUAAGAUCCCAGAACUGUGAAUUAAAUAAUGGAGCUUCAUACAAAGUUGAUAAUGAGAUUAAAGUAGAAAUUAUGUCAAUUAGUGAUAUCAAUGAAGAUAAUGUCAAGGAUGAAAUGGAGAUAAAAAACGAAGAGUUUAUGUCACAUGAUUACCAGUCUGAUGAUGAACUGCUUAGUGUUAUGAAGAAAAUUAAGUAUGAAUUUGUAGAAGAGGAAACUAAAGAAAAUGAGCCUGUUAAAAAGAAAAAGGGCAGACCAAAGAAACCAAAGAAAGAUAAGAGUGAUAACAUUGAAGAGAAACGUGUUUGUGAUGAAUGUGGUUUAGUGGUGCGAAAUCUUAAGGACCAUAUGCAACGCCAUCUACCUGACACCAAACGGAAAAGGUUUCCAUGUAAUUUGUGUGAAAAAAUAUUUGCCAGCGCAAGUGCAAAGUACAAACAUGUCAAAAGAAAACAUUUGGGCAUCAAAAAACAUUGCAAAGUGUGUGAUAAGAAUGUGGUAAAUCUGAAACAACACGUACUAGUGAUGCAUAACAGCGAAGCGUUGCCGUACGAGUGCAUCGCGUGCAAGCGCCGGUUCAUCACCAAGUCGCGACUGGAGGUGCACAUGCUCAUCCACACUAAGGAUCGGCCGCACGCGUGCGAACAGUGCGGCAAGCGGUUCCGCACUAAACUAACUUUGAGUAUGCACACGAGACAGGUGCAUGAUAAAGAGAAAACACAUUUGUGUCAAUUUUGUUCCAAGAGCUUUUUCAAAAAGCAUCAUUUACAAAUCCAUUUAAGGAGUCACACGAAAGAGAAGCCAUACGGGUGCAAAGAGUGCGGCAAGUACUUUUCAUCAAGUACAACGCUCAAGAACCACGCACUGAUCCACAGCGACGUGAAGACGUUCAACUGCACCGUCUGUGACAUGAGCUUCGUUAGGAGCGGCUACCUGAAGGCCCACAUGCUUAGCCACACCAAAGAGAAACGCUACGCGUGCCAGUUCUGCAACGUGAAGUUCCACCGCUCCGACCACCGCAAGCGACACGAGUACACCGCGCACAAGCGACAUCUAGCGAUAGAAACCAGUGACACGUAAUAUAACAACAAAUAUGAACAGGAUGAUAGGUUUCUGGAACAUGAUUGUACAUAUCGACUAAUAUUUUGAUAUU